Hyla sarda is the source of this 765-nucleotide messenger RNA. RefSeq names its product GDNF family receptor alpha 1 (gene GFRA1). Lineage: Eukaryota; Metazoa; Chordata; Amphibia; Anura; Hylidae. Gene Ontology annotation, cellular component: signaling receptor complex; external side of plasma membrane. Gene Ontology annotation, molecular function: signaling receptor activity. Gene Ontology annotation, biological process: nervous system development. The record is from RefSeq and is a predicted model, not a curated record.
AUUCUGAUUGGUUGCUAUAGGUAACAAGGAGAGUUCUCAGUGAGUGAUACAAUGUCCUAUACCCCAAUCUACAAUAUGGAAGGGCUGAUGUGUUGGAACGCUCCUGAAAAGAACGCCACUGAUGCCGUCCUGUCUGCCGAGCUGAGGCGGCUGCCAUCUGGGGACCGACUGGACUGUGUCAAAGCCAACGAGCAGUGCCUGAAAGAGACGGAAUGCAGCGCCAAAUACAGGACUCUGCGCCAGUGCGUGGCCGGGAAGGAGACCAACUUCAGCAAAGUCACCGGCCUGGAGGCCAAAGACGAGUGCAAGAACGCCACCGAGGCGCUGAAACAGAAAUCGCUCUACAACUGCCGCUGUAAGCGCGGGAUGAAGAAGGAGAAGAACUGUCUGAGGAUAUACUGGAGCAUGUACCAGAUCCUGCAGGAACCGGUCAUCUCGAAGGGCAACGAUUGCUUAGACGCAGCGAAGGCGUGUAACCUGGACGACACGUGUAAGAAGUAUCGCUCGUCCUACAUAACGCCCUGCACCAGCGGUAUAUCCAACGAGGUCUGCAACCGCCGCAAGUGCCACAAAGCCCUGCGCCAGUUCUUCGACAAGGUCCCGGCCAAGCACAGCUACGGCAUGCUGUUCUGUUCCUGCAAGGACACGGCCUGCUCAGAGCGGAGGCGCCAGACCAUUGUGCCCGCCUGUUCAUACGAGGAGCGGGAAAAACAGAACUGCCUGAACCUGCAGGAGGCGUGCAAGACCAACUACAUCUGCAGGUGA